AUGGCACAACCCCCUAAAACUUUAGUGGACAUUGUGUUCGGAGCCAUGACGGUUGGCAAACAAGGUGCCGAACAAGCUCGCGUACACAGCUUGGAAGAAUGUGCAUCCCUUCUCGACGUCUUUCAAAAAUACGGACACUCCGAGAUCGACACCGCCAUUGUCUACGGCGGCGGAAGCUCAGAGCAGUAUCUGGGCCAGCUACACUGGCAAGACCGUGGACUCGUAAUGGACACUAAGUUCUCGCCCCGCGCUAACAUAGGUCUUGGACCAGAUGUCAAAUCUACUCAUUCUCCGGAACAUCUGCGUCUUGCAUUGAAGAAGUCCUUGGAGAGUCUGAAGACUGAUAAGGUUGACAUGUGGUACUUACAUGCACCAGACCGGACCACGGCAUACGAGACCACGCUCCGUGAAGUCAAUGAUCUUCACAAGGAAGGGUAUUUUAGAAGAUUCGGCAUUAGUAAUUACGCUUCCUGGGAAGUAGCUCAGAUCUGUGAGAUUUGCGAAAGGAAUGGUUGGAUUAAACCAGUCGUGUAUCAGGGUGUGUAUAACGCCCUUCAUCGUGGGGUGGAGCCUGAAUUGUUCCCGUGCUUGAGAAGGUACGGGGUCGCAUUCUUUGCGUUUAACCCACUGGCUGGAGGCUAUUUGACGUCGAGGUAUACGAGGGAUAUGCUGGGUGCGGACGUGGAACUAGAAGAGGGGUCUAGAUUCGAUCCAAAGAGGAAGCAGGGUCAAAGUUACAGGAGUCGGUAUUGGAAUGAGGAGUAUUUUGAUGCUCUGGAGAUCUUAAGACCGGUAGCGAAGAAGCAGGGUCUCAGUGAAGCGGAGUGUGCACUUAGAUGGAUGGCCAACCAUUCGCAACUCAAGAGGGAGUUUGGUGAUGCGAUUAUCAUUGGAGCUAGUAAAGCGGAACAGCUGGAGGAAAAUCUUAUAAACCUUGAAAAAGGUCCACUUCCUGAAGAUGUGGUGAAAGCCUUGGAUGAGGGGUGGGAGACUGUGAGGGGAAUUUGUGCCCCGUAUUUCCACUAA
Lachnellula hyalina is the source of this 1026-nucleotide messenger RNA. It is a transcript of the gene Akr7a3, whose product is annotated as Aflatoxin B1 aldehyde reductase member. The transcript has 3 exons. Lineage: Eukaryota; Fungi; Ascomycota; Leotiomycetes; Helotiales; Lachnaceae. Bases 1 to 1026 code for a protein of 341 amino acids. The record is from RefSeq and is a predicted model, not a curated record.